This is a messenger RNA of Psammomys obesus (fat sand rat), 2481 nucleotides long. It is a transcript of the gene St8sia5, whose product is annotated as ST8 alpha-N-acetyl-neuraminide alpha-2,8-sialyltransferase 5. Bases 249 to 1487 code for a protein of 412 amino acids. NCBI's taxonomy places the organism in Eukaryota, Metazoa, Chordata, Mammalia, Rodentia, Muridae. The transcript has 8 exons. Gene Ontology annotation, molecular function: alpha-N-acetylneuraminate alpha-2,8-sialyltransferase activity. The record is from RefSeq and is a predicted model, not a curated record. Gene Ontology annotation, biological process: N-glycan processing; oligosaccharide metabolic process.
GACCCUGGCGUCCGCGAGCCGCAGCACCAGAGGGCAAGCCAGCGGCUCCGCAGAUCUCCUCGCCGCGAGCCCUGUCCUCACUCUGCCGCCGCCGCCGGGGCUGCGCCCGCGGGAAACUUUGCCCCGCGAAGUCCUCUGCCCUCCUGGCGACACCGGGACUGCCCACCUGACGGCCCCCGGGGCCCCGCACAGCGCGCGUGAUUGCCGUGCCUCCCCGCACGGCGCGUCCGCGGCGCCGGGCCGCCAGGAUGCGCUACGCAGACCCCUCUGCCAACCGGGAUUUGCUGGGGAACCGAACUUUGCUCUUCAUCUUCAUCUGCGCCUUCGCCUUGGUGACCUUGCUGCAGCAGAUCCUGUACAGCAGGAGCUACAUCAAGAGAGGCUUCCAGUUUGGUUGGCAGAGGGGCGACCAGCGCGCCAAUUGGACUGGGCUCUUUAAUGACAGCGACAGCCCAACAGAGCAGAACAUCAGUGAAGUCACCUCCAGGUACUUCGAAUUUUACAAAGGCCCUUUAGAGUUUAACUCCACGAGAUGCCUGGAGCUGAGGCAGGAGAUCCUGGAGGUGAAGGUGCUAUCCAUGGUGAAGCAGUCUGAUCUGUUCGACAGGUGGAAGAGCCUCCAGAUAUGCAAGUGGGCAAUGGACACCUCUGAAGCCAGCCUCUUCAAGUCCACCUUGUCCAGAUGCUGCAAUGCUCCUAGCUUCCUCUUCACCACCCAGAAGAACACCCCGGUUGAGACGAAGCUCAGGUAUGAGGUGGAUUCCAGUGGCUCUUAUCACAUCAGCCGGGAGAUCUUCCAGAUGUUUCCCAAGGAAAUGCCCUACUACCGAUCUCAGUUUAAGAAGUGUGCUGUGGUGGGCAAUGGAGGCAUCUUGAAGAACAGCGGCUGCGGGAAGGAGAUCAACAGUGCUGACUUUGUCUUCCGGUGCAACCUGCCCCCCAUCUCAGGGAUGUAUGCCACAGAUGUGGGAGAGAAGACAGAUGUAGUCACUGUGAAUCCCAGCAUCAUAAUUGACAGGUUCCACAAGCUGGAGAAGUGGCGGCGGCCCUUCUUCAGCGUGCUGCAGAGGUACGAGAACGCCUCGGUGCUGCUGCCGGCGUUCUACAACGAACGCAACACGCUCGUGUCCUUCCGCGUCAAGUACAUGCUGGACGACUUCCAGUCGCAGCAGCGGGUCUACUUCUUCCACCCGCAGUACCUGUCCAACGUGUCGCGCUACUGGCUCAGCCUGGGCGUGCGCGCGCGGCGCAUCAGCACCGGCCUCAUCCUGGUCACCGCGGCCCUGGAGCUCUGCGAGGAGGUGCACCUGUUCGGCUUCUGGGCCUUCCCCAUGAACCCCUCUGGCUUCCACAUCACGCACCACUACUACGACAACGUCAAGCCCAAGCCUGGCUUCCACGCCAUGCCCUCGGAGAUCUUCGCCUUCCUGCGCAUGCACAGCCGUGGCGUCCUCCGCGUGCAUACAGGCGCCUGCAGUUGCUGCUGAGAGACAGGCCACCGCGGCUGCCUCAGCUCCCCCCUCCUCCCUGAAGGGUCCCCUGGCCCUGCCAUUCCGGCUGCCAUCAACUCCCUAAGGAUUUGUGUCUGCGUCCUGGGGGAGGGAGGCAGGGAUUGAGUCCGUGCAAAGUCAGCUCUGUCCUAAGCCUCUACUCUGUGCCUCCAUUUAGCUGCUGGGCCACUCUCCGAGGACAGGGGCCUAAUAAGCACAUUUCCUCUCAGUUUCGACUUCCCAGAGAACAUGAACUGUAGUGGCCUGCUUGCAGCUAAUAGGCUAGCGGGUGACACCUUCGCUUAACAGGAGAGAGCACGGGUCCAGGUCUCAUCCAGACCUUGGGCAGUCCAAGGUUCACACCCGGGACUCAGCCGGCGAAUCACCAUCUAGAAUCUCAGGGCUCAGAAGCCAGCCCUUCCAGGGACCAAACAGUGGCUGAGUGUUCUGGUCACACCACCUGGCUGAGCUCAAAAGGCUUCAGGGAUAUCUAAUCAAGGCCAGUGUUAGCAUCUCCCCAAGACUCCGGGAGCUGAGAGCCACGCCCCUUAAAACAAUCCUUGGACACACACAGCCUUGGUGCCUCAAGGUUCCAGCCCGAAUUUAACCUUUGACAAGAAGGAAAUAAACCAGACCAGCCAUUUGCACUAAGAUCUUCAAGCCAAUGUUAUCGACUCAAUAAGUGCUUAGCAAUUUGCUUCCUGUUCUGUCUCCCAGUUUUCAGUUCCAUUUUAAUCAGGAGUUAUUUAUAAAGAUCUGUUCCUCUUCAUGUCCCUGAAUACAGCAGAAUCUUGGUAAACUGUGUUCCUGAAUAGAAAUCAGCAGCUGUAAUGCGCCUUGUCACAUGAGCCUAGUGGAUGGCAGCUAGCUGGGGCUUUGACACGAGCAUCCCUGCUGUUUCUGUUGUGAAGGUGACACAGCCAGGGCACUUGCCUGCCGUGUGCAGACACAGGGAUUCACUAAGUCUGGGGCUAGGGAAGUCAGCAGUGCC